UUGCAAUCCAUCAUGUCAGAAAAGAAAGGAGGCUAUUACGACAGUAGUGCAGGGGACACGAACUUCCGCCGAAAAUGGGACCGUGCGGAAUACGAGCAGCGGGCAAAAGAUAGAGAACGUGGGAUUCUGGACAAGGACGAUCAGCGGAAGCGCAAAGGUGGGAAGCCAAAGGAGUCUGACGAGCCGCCUUCGUCAGAGCGAGAACUUUUGAAAGCCCGCGAGGAGGCCAUAGAUCUGACGUCCAACUUGAACAAAACGGUUGUUGUGCAGGCAUCGAACAUCGCCUCAAGACAACCCGGUUAUUACUGCGAAGUAUGCGACUGUGUAGUCAAAGACAGUGUGAACUAUCUGGAUCAUAUCAAUGGGAGAAGCCAUCAGCGAAAUAUGGGGAUGUCGAUGCGAGUGGAACGUAGCACCGUCGAUCAAGUGCGCGCCCGAUUAGAAGCACUCAAACGCAAAGUAAAUGAACCCGAGCUUGACUUUGAUGCAAGAAUAGAGCGGGCUCAGAAGGAAGACGAAGAAGAAAAGCGAGCAAGAAAAAGGGAAAAGAAGGAAAGGAAAAAGAAACGAAAGGAAGAAGCGCCGCCAGAGGUGGCCGCAACGGACGAUAUAGAUAUUGCGAGCAUGAUGGGAUUUGGUGGAUUCGGCACAUCAAAAAAGUAAAAGUUUGAAGAAGGAUAUGCAAUGGAGACGAGAGCCGUUCGCGGUGUACAUUGAAAUUUAGGAUGUUUACAAUACAUAGGCUCACGAGGCUGGCGCAAUUUGCUACUUCAAUGCUUCAUAUUAGAUACAAAAUUUAAUACAAGGCGUGUCUCUCUACGCUGUCUUUCCAU
Molecule: messenger RNA, 833 nt
Organism: Spizellomyces punctatus DAOM BR117
Lineage: Eukaryota; Fungi; Chytridiomycota; Chytridiomycetes; Spizellomycetales; Spizellomycetaceae
Product: U4/U6-U5 snRNP complex subunit SNU23
Exons: 5
Coding region: 13-663 (216 amino acids)
Biological process (GO): mRNA splicing, via spliceosome
Cellular component (GO): spliceosomal complex; U4/U6 x U5 tri-snRNP complex
Molecular function (GO): nucleic acid binding; zinc ion binding
Source: RefSeq, a predicted model, not a curated record